AUGGGGUUCAGCCAGGUUUGUGUUGGAAUGAUUAUGCAGUGUGUCAGCUCUGUGUCUUUUUCUGUGCUUAUUAAUGAGGAUAGUUUGGUUUUUUGCAAGGCGGACAUUAGGGAAAAUAGGAGGGUUCAAGCACUUAUAGGAAAGUAUGAAGAUGUUUCGGGGUCCUGGGAUGUGGCCAAACUUAGAGCUCUCUUUAAUCCAAGUGUGGUGGAGGACAUUCUAAAGAUAACUCUAUGUGCUGGGAGUAGUGCAGAUAAAAGAGUGGGGGGACAUGAAAGGAAUGGCUUGUUUAGUGUUAGAAACUGUUAUAAGUUCAUUUUGGAUCAGCAGGGUUCUCCAGAUGCUGAAUCAUCAAAUGCAAGUGCUCAAAGAGUGGUUUGGAGAAAUAUUUGGAAAAUGCCGGUUCCUAACAAGAUAAAAAUAUUUGCUUGGCGUGCAUGUAAGGAUGUGUUGCCUUCAAAGGCAAAUUUACUACUAAAACAUGUCCCUAAUGAUGGGCUUUGCAAUUUUUCUAAUGAGGAUCUUGAGGGUAGUUAUCAUGCUUUGGUGAACUGUAAGCAACUUCAGAAAGCAUGGCAAGCUUUUUUACCGGCAAUUGGUGUUGACCUUUCGUUGAACGUAUUUGAGGUUGUUCUUUCUCCUUACCAAGUUGCUGAACAUGCAGUUUCUUUACUAAAGAGCUAUAAAGUUUCUCAUAAGCAAUCAAGGAUGCAAGUAAAAAAAUUUUAUAGAUGGAAGGCCCCACAACCAAAAAUGCUGAAGCUAAAUGUAGAUGGGGCAAUUUUUUCUGAGCUCGGUAGAAUAGGGACUGGUGCAAUAUUGAGAGAUAAUUUGGGAAGAGUUCUACUGGCUGCAAGCACAGCAGAAAGAGCAGUGGAGGAUCCUGAGCAAAUAGAGUUGCUAGCUCUCCUACGUGGCCUCCAGUUUUGUGCAGGUAUGGGAAUAAAUAAGAUUGAAGUGGAAAGUGACUGCUUGCUAGUGAUUGAGGCACUGCAACAGGAUAGCAUGUCUAAUUCAACGUUUGGUGACCUUUACUCUGAGAUAAAAUAG
Messenger RNA from Carya illinoinensis, 1050 nucleotides. RefSeq lists its product as uncharacterized. Gene Ontology annotation, molecular function: nucleic acid binding; RNA-DNA hybrid ribonuclease activity. The coding region runs from base 1 to 1050 and encodes 349 amino acids. The transcript is spliced from 4 exons. The record is from RefSeq and is a predicted model, not a curated record. NCBI's taxonomy places the organism in Eukaryota, Viridiplantae, Streptophyta, Magnoliopsida, Fagales, Juglandaceae.